AUGGCUCUGUUCGGCAAAAAUUUACUUGACUCUCUCCAUCAUGAGCUGGGACGCGUUCAUGAGCCGCAAUCAAAAUACCUUGCUUCUCGCAGAACUCUAAAUCGCUUCGUUACAUCUUUGCCUCUUGGAUCAAGUCUCGACCGUGUCUUUCGCCAGAUCCAGAAUAAGAUCGAGGAGCGUGAAAAAAUAAUCGAAACACAUGAGAAAAACGAAGAAGAAUACCAACGUAGAGCAUUUGCAUCGUCCACCGCUGCUCUUCUUCGAAAACGAACUCAAGAAAUCGAAGACGACGUGAAAAAAUACCUUGACGACGAUGUUGAACGAAUCAAUCUCGCGAAACAAGCUAUUCCUGAUCCGAUCAUCAUACACAAAACCGUCAAGCGCCCAGGACUCGAGUACAUUCCAGAGUUUGUGAGAAAGAACAUGGUGAACAUGGACGAAGUGACGUCGCGCGCUCAUCUUGAGAACAUGAUUGUGAGCUUGAAAAACGAAGCUGACCGGAAAGAGCAGUGGCUUCAAGAGCAAAAGAAAUUAUCGAUUACGGAAGAGCGCAUUGACGAGCUUAGAACGAGUAUUUCAGAACAAGAAGCAGCUCUCGAGAAGGAAAUGAGCAGACUAAGGAGACUGAAAGUCGCGAAAAUGACAAGAAACUACUUGGAAACGAUGAAUAACCCAGAAAAUUUGGUUGAAAAGUCAAAAGCUGUGGAGCUCUUCUCCGCUCGACUGGAUGAUCCUUCUUUAGAUGACGACUUAGACAAUGAUCUGCCAAUCGAUUGUCCGACUGAGUCCGCCAAAGCUCAAGAAGUUUUGAAUGCGAUCAGAGAUUUCAACGAUCAACUGGUUGAAGGUGACUAUCAAACCGCUGCUCAAACUGCUCUUCAGUACAAAUGCCUCAGGACAACCCAUAAUCUACGAAGAAUACUCGCGGAAGGCUCUGAUAAAAGCAUGACAGCAGCACUUUGGUUCGCAUCUCUUGUUUUUGGAAUGGCCAACCCGACACCGGUAGAUUUCAGAGAGCUAGCGAUAGAAAUAGCUGGACAGGCGAAUAAAAUCGACCUAUACUUUCCUUAUUGGUACUCUGUUGGAGUUUUUACAACGGACCGUAAAAUAGCUGAAGCAACGGAAAAUGCAGGGGAAUUGAAUAUCGCAACUCUUCUCUUCACUCAACUGGAAAUGUACGAACGAGUUGUCUCUUUGCUUGUUCGUCGCCGCCAGUUUUACAAACUCGUUCGAAUUUACAAAGAAGGUCGUGUUUCAUCACAACGGCUGAAAAACAUCUUCCUGGAUUAUCCUCUCAAACAUGUCGGGGACGCGCUUAUCGAACAUGGCGGACAUUCACUAGCAGAAUUGAGCAUGGCUCUCGUGUCGCUUGGGAAACACGACGAGCUUGUAGCAUUUCUAUUGAAGGACAAAGAUCUGUCAUCAAGGCUCGAGCUGGACUACGAAAACGUAUCAGUUUGGAAGUCAGUUGCGGCAUUUACAACUGACAUUGAGCUUCAAGCAAAGAUUCUUUCUGCAACUGUUAUCGCUGAAGCAAAAUAUGAAGAGCAUCUAUCCGAAAAAGCUGCGUACGACUUUUACUCAUAA
Oikopleura dioica is the source of this 1587-nucleotide messenger RNA. Lineage: Eukaryota; Metazoa; Chordata; Appendicularia; Copelata; Oikopleuridae. The record is from the annotation of a GenBank genome assembly.